Messenger RNA from Sporothrix brasiliensis 5110, 5310 nucleotides. RefSeq lists its product as uncharacterized. The transcript has a single exon. Gene Ontology annotation, cellular component: nucleus. The coding region runs from base 1 to 5310 and encodes 1769 amino acids. The record is from RefSeq and is a predicted model, not a curated record. Gene Ontology annotation, molecular function: DNA-binding transcription factor activity; sequence-specific DNA binding; protein binding. Gene Ontology annotation, biological process: regulation of ribosomal protein gene transcription by RNA polymerase II. Lineage: Eukaryota; Fungi; Ascomycota; Sordariomycetes; Ophiostomatales; Ophiostomataceae.
AUGACUUCGCCCACUGACGCGGCCGCCGGCCCGGCCACGGCCGACAUCAUCGACGGCAUGUACAUGUUUGGGUCGGUGCCGGGCCAGGAAGACGCCGCGGCCGGUCCGGCGGGUGCCGCCCAAACAAACAACGAUGUGACGGCCUUGAAUCAGCUUCAAUCCCAAAUUCAGUCGCAAAACAACACCCAUCAGACCCCAGGCGGCGCUCCCUUUGUCGACCCGGCCGCGAUGCGCCUCCCCGGCACCGACGACUACUUCCUUCACGCCGACGAAACCCAGCCGCCACGCAAAACCACCCUGCGACGCCACAGCCACAAUCACGUCCCCGACGACGAGGACACCGAACACAUUCACUCCUUUGCCCGCCUUAUCUUUGCCGACGCAGUCUUCCACAUGACCACCAACAGCGUACUCAUCGGCCGCGACCAGCUCGCCGUCGACGAGGCCCGCCGCUUAAAAGAGGCAGGACACAGCAUGCGAACCCAGGGCGGCAGCGGCGGGAUCGACGAGAACGGCAACACCCAGGGCCUCGACAACGGCAAUUUUGAGCCGCCUCGCGUGCCAAAGUACAGCCGCUCGUACGUCAGCGAGGAGGGCGGGUUCCUGGGUCCCUCGCGGUCCGCCGAGCGCAGACGCCGCAAGCGCAAGUCGUCGCGUCCUGCCAGCUCGCACUCCAACGGCGGCGCGGGAGCCUCAGCAGGGAGUGGCGGCAGCCGCAACAGCCAGGCCGAUGCAGACGAGCCGAUGCCGGACCAGUACCAAGACCAGGACCAAGACCAAGACCAGGACCAGGACCAGGACCAGCAACAGCAGACGCCGUCAAAGCACGAACAGCACGCGGCUGCGCCCAAGGGCGAGGCCGAAGAGACCGAUCUCGAGCUGGUGCCGCGUGCGCCGAACCCGAUCUCGGACCGCGAGUACGUUGCACACACGCCCGGUUCCAAGCGCCUGACCGUCAACGACUUUAUGCCGUCUGCCGACACGGAACCCUUUAUCGGCAUCCACUCGCCCGGCAACCUCGACGAGAUGCUGCGCCGCACCAAGGGCAUUUCUCGCCAGCACAUGAAGAUCUGCUUCAACGCCGACACGCACACAUUCGAGGCCAUCCCUAUCCACAAGAACGGCUUCUUCAUCAACGACAAGCUCAUUGCUGGCCAUACCGCCACGCUGCGCAGCAACGACUGCGUCCAGAUCAAGGACAUCCACUUCCGCUUCGCCAUCAGCUACGUCCCCGACGGCAUGACCGGCGGCGAGCCCGAGUUCGUCAACGGGCCCCACGGCAAGAGUAAGAAGAGACGCAAUGGGAGAGCACAGGCCACAGGCGGCAAAGAGAUCAGCUUUGAGUUUGAGAAAAAUAACGGCUCCUCGCCUCACGCUCGUGACACCAGCGAGGAAGACGACGACGCCGACCUAGGUGCCGGCGAGCCGUCGGCGGUGGCACGGUUCUUCCCGCACGGUCAGGACCACGCCCCGGCCAAGGCUGCCUCCCGCGCCACCAACACAAAAAACACAAACCACACAAACACUGCCACUUUCUCAUCCUCCAAUCCGCCAUACACCGCGCCGUCUUCCAACGGCAACGCAAAACUAACCAACCUGGCUUCAGGGACCGCAACAGUGCCGAAAGCUCAGCAGCUGAGCCCCGAGCAGACGCGAGCGAACCUGGCGGCGGCGAACGCGGCGCAUGCGACCCACGCUGCCCAGGCAAAUGCGGCCGACACCAACCCACUCAACGACGGCGUCGAGGCUGCUGCUGCGGCUGCCGAAAUGGACGAGCAGCUCGCCGAGAUCGCCGAGAUCAUGCAGACCUUCCGCGAGCAGAAGGACGCUGGCCAGCCAAAGAAGCGCGGCCCCGGUCGUCCUCCGAAGAACGGCCUCUUCUCGAUCCGCGAAAUGAAGGACCGCAUCGAGCACGGCGGCCUCUCUCCCGAGCAAGAAACGCUUCUUCAAAAGGCCAUCCAGUCCAUGCGGCACAAGCAAAAGAAGUCACGGAAUCCUGCAGCAGGAGCGGCGUCCGGUUCUGGCUCGCAGGACAAAAAAGCCCAAGACGCGACCGCCCAAAAGGGAUCUCAACAGGCGCAACUCAAGGCCCAGCAGCAGCAGCAGCAGCAGCAGCAGCCACCGCCAAAUGCGCAGCAGCAAGCCCAGCAACAAGUCCACCAGCAACAGCAGCAACAACAGCAACAGCUGCAGAUGCUGCAGCAACUACAACAGCAGCCUCUUCUCGCCGCGUCCACCGAUGGCCAGCCAGCCCAGCAGCAACAGCGGCGGCUCGACGAGAAUGAUGUCGAAAUGCACGACCUCCACCUGGUGCAGGCGCACAUGAACCAGCCGAGUAUGGACUACCUGCACCCUAUUCCCAACAACCCCAACGCCGACCCCAUCGACCAGCAGACCGCCCAUAUGCUGCUCGAGGCCAUUGGUGCUACCUCGACCGGCGAACUUGCCGACGCCGCCGCUCUGCACCAGCAGCUUGCCAACGUCGACGCCAAAGGGAAGGGUGCUGCCACCAACAACGGCAAUGCUGCCAAUGGCGGGUUCGACAACACCGCCAACGGACACCAGGGACUUGACAACCUCGUCCCCGGCACACCCGACGGCAAUGUUGAUUCUCAAGGCUAUCCGUUUAAUGCGCAGUUCGGCACCCCCGGCACGGCCACCGCCGCCGGGACGCCGAGUGUGGCCGGGACGCCCGGCAUGGACGGCCAGACUCCUGUCAAGCGCAAGGUCGGCCGCCCACGCAAGCACCCGCUGCCCGAAGGCGCCGAAAACCAGCCCGAGAAGCGAAGAUACAAGCCGCGCAAGCCCAGGGUUGGCGAAGAAGGCCAGCUCAUUGACGACGGCAAUGGCGGCUUCAUCGAGGUCGGUCCUGACGGCAAUGUGGUCAGUGCCGGCGGUUUCGGUGGUGGAGGCAUGGAAGACAACGGCGGCGAGGGGAGCAGUGCUGGUGCUGGUGGUGCCGGCGGCGGCGGGCCGUCCGGACAGAAUCGGGGCCGCGUCGAGCGGUACAAGACGCCGCCGCUGGAACUCAAUGCGGACGACUACACGGCCGCCGAAAAGACCAAACCCAGCAAGAACUACAGCGUUCUUAUCGACGAAGUGCUUACCGAAGCCGUGCCCCACGGCUUGUCGCUCAAGCAGAUCUACAAGCGCAUCCAAAUGAAGUACAAGUACUUUUACUUUUGCGUUGAGACCAAGGGCUGGGAAAGCAGCGUCCGCCACAACCUUAUCGGGAACGUCGCGUUUCGCAAAGACGAGGCCACCAGCACGUGGCACCGCGUGCUGGGCGUCGAGCUGGACGCCGGAAAGAAGCGUGCCAAGGGUGGCUCGCCCGAGAACCAAGUCGCCACGCCCUACCAGAAUUACGCCGGCCAGUGGCAGCAGCAGCAGCAGCAGCAGCAGCAACAGCAGCAGCAGGGCUACGUCCAAGGUUUCCCGCCGCAGCAGCAGUUCCAGCAGCAAGGCCAACAGUACGUCGGUCAGCCUCAGCAACAGCAGUUCACCCAAGGCGCGAUGGCUCCGCCUCAACAGCAGCAGCAACAGCAUGCUCCGGCAGGUUUUGCGCCCUUGCCUACCGGUACUACGCCAAACGGCGCCAACGCCAAUGGCAACGGAGUUGCAGCUCAAGGCCAACCUCAACCGCAACACAUUUAUGCUUCGGUGGAGGACCAAGGUCACGAACAACAACAGCCGCAACAACACCAGCCUCAGCAACAACACCAGCCUCAGCAACAGCAGCAGCAGCAGCAACAGCGCCCCAGCCAGCCUGCUGCUCCAUUCCCCUUCGCCCAGGCCACACCCCGCAGCCAACAGCAGCCUGCUGCCGCAGUUGGUGGUGUUGUGAACCAAGACCACGCCGAUCAGCAGAUGCGCCCGAUUUCUGCCCGGCCGCCACAGGCCACGACUCAGCAGACGCAACAGCAUCAACAGCAUCAACAGCAAGCUCAGCAUCUUCAGCAGACCGCACAGGGACUGCAACGCAUGCCACCGCCGCCGCAACAGCCACAGCAAGCCCAGCAACAGCAACAGCAGCUCCAACAGGCAUCCACGUCGGCUACUGGCACUCCUGCUUCGGCGGCCGCUGCCCAGGCUGUCUCGACAGCGACGCCCCGCAGCACACCAGCGCCGAGCGAGCUGCCGCCAGCCGUGUCCCAGGAACUCGUCAACCUUGUCCGCCUCUUCCGCGCGCAGGUCGUGACGCAAGCCAACACGCUCUCCGAGAACGUGGAGGGCAUCGCCAUGGCCGUCGCCAACCGCGGUCUGGGGCUGACCAAGACGAUCAACGCCAACGCGCAGCUCGACGAGAUUCUCUAUGGCGUCUUUCUCAACGUCAAGGCCACGCUCGCUGUCAGUGCCCUGCCCGACCCGGACCUGAUUGCGAAACUCGCCGCGUUCAACGACACCUUUUCGUCGCUGCUCAAGAGCAAGAUGGGCGACAUGGCCGAAGCGCUUGUGCUGUCGGCCAUUGACCGCGUGCUCGACUUUACCGAAGCGUCGCUGAUGCGGCCCAAGACCGAGGCUGAGCGCAGAGAGAUAGAGGGCGCCGAGAAGUUGAUUAUGGAGGAGGCUCAGAAAGUUGUUGACGCGCACCGUCUGACGCUGGCGUCGUCCAUGCCGGCUCCAGCUGCUGCUGCUCUGGCACGUACGACGCCGGCUCCCGCCCCAGUUGCUACUCCCGCUCCCACACGACAGCCCCAUGCAGCGGCAGUUCCUGCACCACAGCAGCAAACGGUCCCGGCUGCUCCAGCUGCUCAACCGUCCCAGCCGGUUCCGGCCGCUCCGACUGACCCAGUUGUUCAAGGUUCUCAUGUCAUUCAGGCAGUUCAAGCCUCCCCGGAAGUCCAGACCACGUCAGUUGCCACACCUUCUCCAGCUGCUCCCGCCACACUGGCAGUACCACCUACUCCUGCCGCUCGGGCAGUCCAAGCGCCUCCGGCUGUUCAACCGAUCCAGGCCGCACCGGUUGCCACCUCUCCAACAGCCACCACGCCUGCGCCAACUACCACACCUGCUCCUUCUGUCAAGGUAGCGCCAGCAACUCCAGCAGCUCCAGCAGCUCCAGCAGCCCCAGCAACUCCAGCAACUCCAGCUGCUCCGGCCGCUCCGUCUGCUCCGGCCGCUCCGUCUGCUCCGGCCGCUCUGUCUGCUCCAGUCGCGACACCUGCUCCCGCUGCCCCGACCGUCCAGACCGCACCAGAUGUUCCAGCUGCCACGACUGCCCCGUCCAAGCCAACACUGACCCCAUCCUCUCCUCCGGCGCAAGCUCCGGCUCCAGCCCUGGCACCUGUGCCUCCCACUUCGUCUGCAUAG